AUGGGCACCUGCCGGGCUUGUCACCGCUCUGCAGCAGCAGCAGUGGUCACCCCACACUACUGCAGGGGGCGUGACAGGGAGGGGACACUGGGGGCUCUAGGAGGCCGGAAGUGCUCUAAGUCUGGGUAUGGACGAUGGUCACGUGGUUGCACGAUCCAGUACAAAUUCGUCAAGCUGUACCUGGAAGAAUUGCCCUUGCUGUUUCGAAGUCAUGGGGAAGUUUCUGCACACAGGUAUCGCCGAGGCUGGUGCAAGUACCUGCAGGGCGGCUGCAGCCUCCGGUCCUGGUCCCUUGGACGCCACCUGUUGAGCGGCCUCGGAAGGACUGAGCAGGUCAGCGAGUCCUCGUGGAUCCUCAUCCCAAAACACCCCAGUCCCUGCACCUUCUCCCGGCUUAUUCCGGAAGUGAUUCUCUGGUCUCCGAAGGCGCCUGAACUGGUCCUUUCCCCUCGAGGCCCUUCCUUUGCGCCUCUGAUCAAGUCGGCACACACCCAAGACUUCCCGGGGCGCUGGCUAGAGUCACUCUCGUGGGUGCCAUCUCCACCUCUGGUUCCACGCGACUCUCCGGUGUCUGGAAGAGCCGUGAGCGCGGCGGCUGCGUCCGGACCCGCGUGUUCUCUGAGAGAAGAGCGGGAGGCAGGAGCCGGGGCCCGCAGGCCGGAGCUCUGCUGCUUCUGUGGUUCGUUUGCAUCAUCUGCAAAGAGAACCCAAGUGGUUGGAAUUCCACCACAGGAGGCUCAGGACUUCCUGCCGAGUCCUUCCUACUGA
Messenger RNA from Talpa occidentalis (Iberian mole), 768 nucleotides. RefSeq lists its product as uncharacterized. The transcript is spliced from 5 exons. The record is from RefSeq and is a predicted model, not a curated record. Bases 1 to 768 code for a protein of 255 amino acids. Lineage: Eukaryota; Metazoa; Chordata; Mammalia; Eulipotyphla; Talpidae.